AUGAAACCAAUUCUAAUGAAUGUAUUGGGUAAAUCAUAUGAAAUCAAAUCGGGAAUAACAAAAGUUGGAAAUACUGAAGCUUGUGAAAUUUAGGUGCCCCUUGCUGAGUGCUUCAGGCUCAAACGUGAGGAUAACUUUUUGUGGGUCCAACCUCUAGUUAAUAUUCAUAGAAUAAAUGGAUUUGGUUUAAAGGAGUCUUUAUGUGCAGGGAAGGAAUUUGAACUAGAUCUUUCGACAGGAAAGAAAGAGAUAAUUGCUGGAGAUGAACGAUAUACUUUUGAGUUUGGGAAACCAAGGAUAAUCAGAAUAAAUUUAAUUGAUCAUAAUAAAUCAAUGGAUGAACCGCCAAUUAUUAAAAAAGUGUUGAAUGAAUCGAUGUACUCUCAGAAUCCGAAAACUCCGUAAAAGAAAGCCAAAGCCCUUCAUUAUUGCUUUGUUUAGAAUUACAUCAAAUAAUUAAAUGGGGUUUAUAAACUCAAAUUUUCUAAUUCUUAUGUUUGUGCUGAGGAUCAAAAUAAACUCUAUAAGUUGGGGAUUGAAAUAGACCCCAAUGAAUACAAUAUCUUGGUUAUGGAUUCUUAUAAAAGGACAUUCAACUUGCUAUUGGCCCUGAAUUAAGGGAAGAUGAUAGUGAAUUCUUAAUGGAUAAAAGAUUGUCUAUCUUCGAUGCAAGUGUAGAAUCCAUAUUUAUAUGUUCUGAAAACUAAUAAUUUUAGUAUAUUAAAAUCCAUAGGAAGUUCCCUCUCGAAUAAGAUUUUCUUGAAUAAGCAAUUUCAUUUAAGUCCGGAGUUAAAAUCAAACAUGACGAAGGAAGAAAUAGUGAAAUUGAUAGAGGCUGGUGGAGGCACUAUCAGUAAUGAAUCAAAUGCAUAUAGGAUUGUGAAUAAUGGUGAGGGAGGUGGUCUUUAGUUGGAAGAAUUUAUUCAAAUGAUUUUGUAUUAAAAAGUAUGA
Paramecium tetraurelia is the source of this 951-nucleotide messenger RNA. RefSeq lists its product as uncharacterized. The transcript is spliced from 2 exons. NCBI's taxonomy places the organism in Eukaryota, Ciliophora, Oligohymenophorea, Peniculida, Parameciidae. The record is from RefSeq and is a predicted model, not a curated record.